Molecule: messenger RNA, 2046 nt
Organism: Ipomoea nil (Japanese morning glory)
Lineage: Eukaryota; Viridiplantae; Streptophyta; Magnoliopsida; Solanales; Convolvulaceae
Product: transcription factor E2FB-like
Exons: 13
Coding region: 387-1706 (439 amino acids)
Biological process (GO): regulation of transcription by RNA polymerase II
Cellular component (GO): RNA polymerase II transcription regulator complex
Molecular function (GO): RNA polymerase II cis-regulatory region sequence-specific DNA binding; DNA-binding transcription factor activity, RNA polymerase II-specific; protein dimerization activity
Source: RefSeq, a predicted model, not a curated record
UACUUUGGAGUUUUGUCCAUAUUUAUAUGACAACACAGAGAAAGAAGUGCUUGUGCUUCCCUCCAUAUCUGUAUCCGAACCAAAUUCCCAACCUCAACCUCAACUCCACACCACACCACUUUCCCUCGUUUUCUUCUUCUCCUCUCUCUCUCUCUUCCCGCUUUUUCUAUUCCCAGAUCUCAUCUCCUCACAUCUUCUGCUCUCCGAUUCCCUUCUCUAUUCUCCUCUCAUUCAAUUCCCCUCACCCAAAAUCGCUUUUUUAAACCCUUUUCUUUAGAGUUUUAAUGAAUUUGUACUUCCCUCCACAAAGUUGAAUUGACAAAAAAGAAAAAGAAAAAGAAAAUCAAGAAUCGAGAAGAAGAGCUUCUUGUUUUACAGAGAGGAUCAUGCAGCAGCAGCAACAAGCAAUCAAGCGGCGGCAGCAGCUGCCCUUCACGGCGGCGAAGCCGCCCUUUGGGGACUACCACCGAUUCGCCGCUCUCCCUCCUCAAGCACCGGAAGGCAUCGUUGUCAAGACUCCGCCUUUGAAGCGGAAGAACGAGACAGCCAAGAACAGUCUGGGUUCUGGAUAUUAUGGUGCCAAUAGUCCGUUUCAAACACCUGUUUCAGGAAAAGCGGGAAAGGCUCAGAAAUCAUCUAGGACAUCAAAAGCCAACAUAUCUGCAUUUCAAACUGCUGGGAAUGCUGAAUCCCCUUCUAGCAACAAUGCCACUCCAAUUGGUCCUUGUCGGUAUGAUAGCUCCCUAGGCCUCUUGACAAAGAAGUUCAUUAAUCUGAUCAAACAUUCUGAAGAUGGCAUUCUGGAUCUAAACAAAGCUGCUGAUACACUAGAGGUGCAAAAGAGGCGUAUCUAUGACAUCACGAAUGUCCUGGAAGGCAUCGGCCUAAUAGAAAAGAAAUUAAAGAAUAGAAUUCAAUGGAAGGGCCUAGAUGUGUCAAGAACGGGAGAAGAUGAAGGUGUUGCAAGCUUACAAGCAGAAGUGGAGAACUUGACCUUGGAAGAACGUAGAAUAGAUGAACAAAUCAGAGAAAUGCAAGAAAGAUUGAGGGACCUGAGUGAAGAUGAAAACAAUCAAAGGUGGCUUUUUGUCUCUGAAGAAGAUAUUAAGAAUAUACCGAUUUUUCAGGAUCAAACACUAAUAGCAAUUAAAGCUCCACAUGGAACCACAUUAGAAGUCCCGGAUCCUGACGAGGCUGUUGAUUAUCUUCAGAGGAGGUAUAGAAUAGUUCUUCGCAGCACCAUGGGGCCCAUAGAUGUUUAUCUUGUCAGUCAAUUUGAGGAAAAGUAUGAGGAGAUGGGUGCAGUUGCAGCACCACCAAACAACCCUUCGACAUCAGGUGCCGAUAAUAAUGCCACUGCAAAAUUGGAAAUUGAGAAGAGCAGAGUAAAUGAAGUAGAGAGGCAGGAAAAUGAAACAGAAACAAUCCCCUCGGAUCUUGGUACCUCAGAGGAUUUCAUGGGUGGAAUCAUGAAAAUCGUUCCCGAUAUUGAUAAUGAAACAGAUUACUGGUUCAUGUCAGAUCACACUGGAAUCACUGCUAUCUGGGAAGACUCUCACUUAGCCGACUUAGCCAGCUUUGACUGGAGUGACUUGAUAACAGUUAAUGAAGAUCACGCUACAACUAAUGUCAGUACUCCACACGCCCAAACUUCACCUCCCACUUUCCCCGAACUGCCUUGUGCAACUAAUACUACCAUAAGCUGAAUGUUAUCUGCUGGCAAUUCCCGGUGACUCAAAAUAACGGUUGCUCCAAGUAUAUAAAGAUUCUUACUUUAUUAUUUCUCUUGCCCCCCUUCGAACGAGUCUGAAUAGAGAAGGAAUUGUAUCCAUUCUAUGCAUUUCUAGAGGGAAAGUUGCCUUGAGGCUGGGAAUGAAACAUGUAUCUGAGUCUUCCUGUACAGUGAUCUAUUACCUUGUAACUAGCAAUAAGAUUAGUUUUAGGAGAUUUCCCAGUUUAGCUCUGUAUUAUCUCAUCUUGUACCUUCAAACUGUUAAACAUGACAAAUUCAAUUAUAACUUUCUCUAAUGAAUGUUUCUACCACAA